Equus caballus (horse) is the source of this 1114-nucleotide messenger RNA. NCBI's taxonomy places the organism in Eukaryota, Metazoa, Chordata, Mammalia, Perissodactyla, Equidae. The record is from RefSeq and is a predicted model, not a curated record.
CACUCUCCUGGAAACCCACCCAGAAACUCCAUCCUCUGACACCAUGGCCAACUCUUGUUGUGGCUCUGUUUGCUCUGAUCAGAGCUGUGGCCAAGGCAUCUGCCAAGAGACCUGUUGCCAACCCAGUUGCUGCCAGACCACCUGCUGUAGGACCACCUGCUGUAGGACCACCUGUUGUCGCCCCCCCAGGUGCUGUGUGUCCAGCUGCUGCAGGCCCCAGUGCUGCCAAUCUGUGUGCUGCCAGCCCACCUGCUGCCAGCCCCCUUGCUGCAGGACCACCUGUUGCCACCCAAGCUGCUAUGUGUCGAGCUGUUGCCGUCCCUCCUGCUGCCAGACCACCUGCUAUAGAACAACCUGCUGUCGUCCCAGCUGCUUCGGCCGCCUCUGCCAGGAGACCUGCUGCCGCCCCCGCUGCUGCCGGACCACCUGCUGCAGGACCACCUGUUGUCGCCCCAGCUGCUGUGUGUCCAGCUGCUGCAGGCCCCAGUGCUGCCAGUCUGUGUGCUGCCAGCCCACCAGCUGCCACCCCUCCUGCUGCAUCUCUAGCUGCUGCCGCCCCAGCUGCUGCAGGCCCCAGGGCUGCCAGUCUGUGUGCUGCCAGCCCAUCUGCUGCCGCCCCAGCUGCUGCCAGACCACCUGCUGCAGGACCACCUGCUGCCGCCCCUCCUGCUGUAUCUCCAGCUGCUGCCGCCCCUCCUGCUGUGGUUCCAGCUGCUGUAGGCCCACAUGCUGCAUUUCUAGCUGCUGUCGCCCCAGCUGUUGCCCGACCAUCUGCUGCCGCCCCAUCUGCUCUAGUGGUUCUUGCUGCUGACUGCCCUGUCCUGUACCAUCAAUCACACUUCUUGCUGUGGUCCAACUGUGAGCUGAAUCAUGCGAGGCCAAUUGUAAAACUUCACUUCCAACCGAUUCUUAGACUGAAUCUGGCUUCCAAAUAGACUGGCCCCCCUCCGCCAUGUUACUAUUUCUCUCCCAAAUGAACACAAAGUUUACAUUUUCUCUCAAAUCUGUCAACCAACAAACCAUCCCAAUUGAUAUAUUUGUUCCCUGCCAGAUUUUCUCAUAUGGAUAUGUUCCCAGAUCUUAAAUAAAUCUUAAAUUUCCAGGCAUACAAAUA